This is a messenger RNA of Meira miltonrushii, 852 nucleotides long. RefSeq lists its product as uncharacterized. The transcript is spliced from 2 exons. NCBI's taxonomy places the organism in Eukaryota, Fungi, Basidiomycota, Exobasidiomycetes, Exobasidiales, Brachybasidiaceae. The coding region runs from base 1 to 852 and encodes 283 amino acids. The record is from RefSeq and is a predicted model, not a curated record.
AUGACCACGCGCAUCUACCUUCCUAGACAAGAAACACUUUAUCAGACCACUGGGAUAGAUAGUCUCGUGACAUCUGUUGCUGCGUAUGUUCAAGCAGCAGAUGGGUCACACACGCCGAACAAAGUGGCAUUGAUGUAUCGAGCAUUUUGUGAGGCACUGUUACAAGAGAAUCUCCUGAGAUUGGACCAGAUUCCCGCCAUGAUCAUCCAGUACCAAGGUGUUUCUUAUGAGAUUUAUGUCAGAUCUAUAGAACAAAACGGGAAGUCCAGAAAACGUAAGGGGACAGCAUUUGCAGAUCCCAUGCCAACUUCAUCUAAAGAAGCCGAAAACAUUAGAGCAUUCAAACUUCUUGAGAUGCUGACGAAAUUAAUAAAGACGGAAAAUUCAAGAAAAACCGGAGAGGCAGGCAGAUUCCUGCAACCGGAAGAUGGCCAAGAAAAAAGCGCAGGUGAGCUUGUCAAGUAUCAUUUACAGAAGCUAUCAAUUGCAGAAGUCGACUUUUCUCAGGCUCGCGAGAAGGUAAGACGUGCGUACUUUCAUCUAGGUAAAGCAUAUGCUCAAUGGAUUUUCGAGCUCCUGCCAUCUCUUGACGUUCCAGUGACGUCGAAGACAUUUCAUCGUGAGGCAUAUCCCAUUGUUCAAGCGCACUUGCUCAAGCUUUGUAAGCAGUCAAAUGAGUCGUCCUUGCUAAAGCGGCUCGAAAGGGCGAGAAAAUAUUUUCACAUGGGAUCCCUCAUUGGAGUGGAAACAUUAGCCCAAUGCGAAGACUUGACUGUCAAAAGAAUGGACAAAAUAUCUAUGGAGUCGCUUUUCUAUUGGAGAAGUACUGCAAAAAUGAACUUUUCAAGAUGA